AUCAUCCAGGACCCUGCUGAAAUUACACGUUCAAGACAACUUACCUUAACCUCGCCUAUAAAAACCAUCAUCACCCCACCCCUCACCUUCUCAGCGAGAAUCAACUUGGAUAAAGAAUGACCACCCCGUCAACACAUUCGCAGUCCUCAUUCCCCUUCCCACCCGAAUACUCCUUCCCACCCUUCUUCACCCGCCAGACCAACCUGACAACCCACCACGCUCAGCUGGUGAAGUGGUCGUCCCUGGUCCUCGCCUACUGCCGCCACCACCGCAUCUUCAAGCUCUCGCUCUCCGGCAGCAGCGGCACCUCCACCACCACCAACCAGGGGGGUACUAGUACUACAGGCAGCGGUGGUACACCAAACCAGCCAGGCGGGGGGGAGCUCGACACCACCGAGCUGUUCUAUAACCAGCGCAUCGACCGGCGGCUGAGCCUGGCCGACAUCCGGGAGGUGAUCGACUUCCUGCGCAACGACGGUCGCGCCGAGUACGUGACCGGCGACGGGAAUAGCGGUAGUAGUAGUAGUGCUGCUAUCGGUGGUGCUGGUGGUGCAGAAGGGGGUGGGGGCGACAUUGUCUGGAUCUACUGGCGGACGCCCGAGGAGUGGGCGUCGCUGGUGGAAGGGUGGGUGGACUCGACGGGGCAGAAGGGCAGUGUGUUGACGCUGUAUGAGCUCGUUGAGGGGGAUGGGACGAGGGGUACUGAGUUCCAUGGCUUGGAUCAGCAACUGCUGCUGAAAGCGCUUAAUGUGCUCGUCAAGCGGGGCAAGGCGCAGGUGUUUGGCCAAGAGGAUUCACAAGGUGUCAAGUUCUUCUGAGAUAUGUUUCGCUGGUUCUCGCUAUGCCAGCGGUUCCUAUCCGACGGUUCACAACCUUACAAACCUACAAAGAAGACCUCCAAAGGUGCCAAACGUCCUACCCCAACGCCUGGCUGUAUAUACAAUACAAUUGCCUCUCACAACCGCCCACUCCUCACACGCGAUUGCUCACUAAAUACUUGGGGUCAAACUUCAGCUCCUGCCGCAUGGCAACAUCCAACAGCCAAUCUGACAUCACAAUCCUCGGCUCCAUGUGCCCCUUGCGCGCCAUCUCCUCGAACUUGGGCCACAGCUGCCUCUCGGCCGGCGUUAGCCCGGUUAGUAGGUAUACCGGAUCUGGAUCGGCACCGUUAUCCUCCUCCUCGGUCGUCGGCUUAAUGGUGGUCCCGCUC
This is a messenger RNA of Chaetomium strumarium, 1210 nucleotides long. RefSeq names its product ESCRT-II complex subunit. Gene Ontology annotation, biological process: protein transport to vacuole involved in ubiquitin-dependent protein catabolic process via the multivesicular body sorting pathway. Bases 117 to 818 code for a protein of 233 amino acids. Gene Ontology annotation, cellular component: ESCRT II complex. The transcript has 2 exons. The record is from RefSeq and is a predicted model, not a curated record. Gene Ontology annotation, molecular function: protein homodimerization activity; structural molecule activity. NCBI's taxonomy places the organism in Eukaryota, Fungi, Ascomycota, Sordariomycetes, Sordariales, Chaetomiaceae.